Messenger RNA from Cololabis saira (Pacific saury), 1619 nucleotides. RefSeq lists its product as uncharacterized. The coding region runs from base 76 to 1533 and encodes 485 amino acids. The record is from RefSeq and is a predicted model, not a curated record. The transcript is spliced from 5 exons. Lineage: Eukaryota; Metazoa; Chordata; Actinopteri; Beloniformes; Belonidae.
CGCAGCCAUAACUUUCAGUAGUUUGUUGUGGAUGUCGGCUCGUGUGUGACUCCGCGACGGGUUUAAAUCCCCUCAAUGGCGAGGAGGGAGUGCUGCGUGAAGAGUUGCGGUCGCAGCUCGCACGACUUCCGCGGAAAGAAGCGCCAGAAUGGCCUUACUUUCCACUGUUUCCCCACCUGGAGGACGAACGAAGGCACCGGCGUCUCGGAGCUGACGAGGCGGCGGCGGAGCGCCUGGGUGGCGGCCGUGGCCCGGGAGGACCUGUCGUUCAGCUGCAUCCCGUCCUACAUGAGGGUCUGCUCCAGGCACUUCCACUCAGGUAAACCAGCUUAUGAGAAGCUGGACUCGGAUCCAGACUGGGUCCCAUCUCUGCACCUCGGUCAUGAUGGAGGGGAAUCUACACGGGCCGAGCUUCUGUUGGAGUCAAACUGGAAGAAAAGAAAAAGGCUGUCAACACAGAGAAAACCAACCGAGGUGUCCGACGCUCCUCCUGCACGAUUACAGGCAGCAGAAGAUUGUGUUGUCGGUCGCAGGAAUGCAGCAGAACCUUCGUGGAGAGAACUUAAAUCCGGGCUGCGGUCUCUUCUGAAGGCUAAAUCAAACUUAAGCCAGAAAACUGGGGAGGAGAAUCGUGACGAUCCUGCUGCGGAGACGGCAGAUGUCAGCUUCAGAGAGUUCUUCAGAAGUGCUCUGGAGGCGUCUCUGGAGGCCUCUAUCAGAGCUAGAGCUCAGGCCAAGAGUCAGUCCUCAUCUCAGGUCAACGUUCCACUGGACUUGGAGCCUCUGGAAGGAGCGCCUGUGACAUGUGAACAGUCUUGUUCUUCCUCUUCCUCCUCCUCCUCGUCCUCCUCAUCCAUCUCUUGUCUGAACUGUGUCCGUCUGGAGAGGAGGAUUAGGGAGCUCGAGGGGCAGUUGUUUGCACUUUCGCUGGAACAGCAAUACGCAGCGAACUCAGAGGCUCCAUUGAGAGCAGACGAGAUGCUGCAGGACCCGAGGGAGGACGAAGAACACUUUCAGUAUGAAUUGAUAGAGCAUCGCUCGCCCGGUGAGAUGGUUGUCUAUGAUGAAGUACAGUACGAAGAUGAGGUGGAUUUGGGUUCAGAGUCCAGUUCCUCUACCCCCACAAUGUCCCCCACAAGGUCUCCCACAAGGUGUCCCACCAGGUCCGACUCAUCCUCAUCCUCCAGCCCAAAUGAGAACUUAUUUGUCCCAAAGGCACGCAUACUACGCUUCAAGGAGGAGUGGCUCAUCACGUUCCCGUUCCUCCGGUAUUCCCCCUCCCGCAAUGUCAUGUGGUGCCAUGUGUGCCGCGUCCAUGCAAACGAAUUCCAGCGGCGCCUGGCGUUGAUCACAGGCUCCAGGGACUUCAAGAAGGACAGCAUUGUGAAACACAGCAACACCCUCUAUCAUCAAAAAAACCUGAAGCACUACAGCUAUGAAGCAGCGCUUUAUAGCUGUGAGGCGACGGCUUCAGCUGACUACCAGCUUGGAGAGGACGACACAAAACCUCCAUACCCUCUUGAACUCCCUUAAACCAGCUGCUCUGAGCAGAGCUACAAAAACAUGGUUUAGACUGAACUUUCUGUUCUUUAUCUCUGCUUAUUUUGACCAAAUCCUUU